Messenger RNA from Eriocheir sinensis (Chinese mitten crab), 8008 nucleotides. RefSeq names its product activated Cdc42 kinase-like (gene Ack-like). The record is from RefSeq and is a predicted model, not a curated record. Gene Ontology annotation, biological process: protein phosphorylation. The transcript is spliced from 21 exons. Gene Ontology annotation, molecular function: protein tyrosine kinase activity; ATP binding. NCBI's taxonomy places the organism in Eukaryota, Metazoa, Arthropoda, Malacostraca, Decapoda, Varunidae. Bases 396 to 4205 code for a protein of 1269 amino acids.
AACGUUCGUCGUGGUGGAGGGUGGUGUUGCGCCUUGGAUCUGGGAUUUUAAUAAGAGACUUUAGUUCAAACACUUGGUGGAGACUUCGAUAAGUGAUCGGUCUGCCCUGGUUGCAUUGUUUUUCCUGAGUCUGGGCGAGUGCUAGACUGGUGCGUGUGUGUGUCUGUGUGUGCAUGUGUGUGAGACGCAACACCACCACCACCACCACCACCAUCACCACUACCACCACCACAAUCGUCACCACCACCCCUCUCUCGCAGAUCGGCGCGGCCAUGGCCAGGUAGCAUCGUCACUCCGCGGUGGUAACUCUCCGACGUGUUAUCACCCUCCACGGCCCACUCUCCUCCCCUCCCCCUUCCCUUCCCUGCCUCCCCGCCCCCCUGUCCUCUCCAAACAUGAACUCCGUGCACCGCGGCCUCAGCCUCUACGAGUUUCUCACGGAGGCUGAGUUACAACACUACUUCAACAACUUCAAGAACAAUCUCAAGGUGCAAAAUGUGGGUCAGAUCAAGUUCGUGGCCGACGAGGACCUGCAGGCGCUGGGCAUGUCCCGCCCGGAGAUUCGGCGCCUCAAGAAGUACUUCCACAAAUACUGCCCCCAGACCUACCUCUCCAAGUUCAAGAAGAUCCUGCUGACAAGGCGCGAGGGGCAGGAUGAAGGCGAGGUGGUGGUGCCCGACGAGACAGGGGAGCGGCCCAGUGUUCGAGUCCCCAGCAAGCACAUUAUCCCCGCGGACGCCAUCGUUAUCAACAAGGAGCUCGGCGUUGGGGAAUUCGGGGUGGUUCAGCAGGGAGUGUGGACCAACGAGGAGGGCGAGAGGAUCCAGGUGGCGAUCAAGUGCCUGAGUAAGGACCGCAUGCAGACCCAGCCCAUGGAGUUCCUGAAGGAGGCGUCCAUCAUGCAUAACAUCAACUCGGAGCACAUCGUCCGCCUUUACGGGGUGGUACUGGACACCAAUGCUCUUAUGCUGGUGACGGAGCUGGCGCCGCUACGGUCCCUCCUAGAGUGCAUCAAAGAGCCGUCCCUUCGCGUGAGCUUCCCUGUGGUGUCCCUGUGCCAUUUCUCCAUCCAGAUCUGUGAUGGUAUGUCCUACCUUGAGGAGAAGAGACUCAUUCACAGAGAUCUGGCCGCACGAAACAUCCUGGUGUUUUCCAAGAACAAGAUCAAGAUAUCAGACUUUGGUCUGUCAAGAGCAUUAGGAGUGGGCAAGGAUUACUACCAGACCAACUUUAAUGUCAACCUCAAGCUCCCAAUAGCAUGGUGUGCCCCUGAGUGCAUCAACUACCUGCGCUUCACCUCUGCCUCAGACGUGUGGGCCUUUGGAGUGACUCUUUGGGAGAUGUUCAGUUAUGGGUUCCAGCCGUGGGCAGCACUCACCGGGCAGCAAAUACUGGAAGCCAUUGAUGAGCCAAACUUUCAGAGACUGGAGCAGCCAGAGGCCUGUCCACGGGAGUACUACAACAUCAUGCUCAAGUGCUGGCAGCACGACGCACUAAAAAGGCCCAAGUUUGAUGACCUCAUGAACAUCCUGCCAGAGUGCAAGCCAGAGCAGGUGCAGGUUGUGAGGGAGAACGAGGACCCUCCCUCUACACCUGGUGGAAAGAGGGACCGCCUACAGUACAAAGUUGGGGAUGUCAUCACUGUACUGGACAAGAGGCCAGUGCCAGACAACCCUGCUGUGUGGAAGGGCGUCCUCAAUUCAGGCAAGACAGGUCACUUCAGCCCCGCCAAUACUGUCACGUACCUGGGCACCAACAUUCCUUCCAACAAGUCCAACUUCCAGAGAGGAGAUGGGAAAAACCCUUACUCCUCGAGGCGGCGUCUCCGGCCUGAAAUGAUCUCCGGGCCGCAGGGAGACUUCAAGCACACUGGCCACGUGGGUCUUGAUGGGGCCUACUUUGGCGAUGUCUCCUUCCUCGGAGAUAAGGUCCAGGAUGGCAGAUUUGUUCAAAAAAAGCUUGAUAAGUACCAUCAACUGCCAAAGCAGAUUGUGACACCAUACAAACCCUCUGAUGACCAUGACCAGUCCACCUCCCUGACCCGUGCAAGCUCUGAUGUGUCUGACAGAGCUCCUCUCCUGAAAAAGGUUGGGGACAAGGGAAAGUCAGGCCCAGCAGCAGAGCACAACUGGUCAGACACAGCAAGUGAAGAUCAGCAAGACAGCCCUGGACGCUCUCGCCAAGCUGACCACGAAUACCACGAGAUAUCUGAUGAAGAGGAUGAACCUCUCCCCAGAGCAUCAGGUAUAGUACAAACAAGCUUUUGUGCUCAACAGCCAUUCAGCGGCAGUUCCUUUGACCUCGGGCCAAGCUUGAUGGAUGAAGUCUUCAAGGCACUGGGAGGAUCAUCAACAACCACUGACCCCAUCUCCUUGGACCCACCUACCUCCUUGCCGCCGCUCACCCCAACCCAUCCCACUCAGGCACUGCUCGAGGACAACGAAACCCACAAUGUCAAAAAUGAGCUAAAGGAGAUUGCCUCCAAGAUCACUGGCAAGGACAGUUCCAAGAAGAAACAGGCCACGGUUAAGCCCAUCUCAGCAGCUGAUCAGCGUACCUUGGACUCAGCGAUAGCAAUGGCUAAUGAACUCGCCUCUAAAAGCAUGUCUGAGUUAGACUGCAACCAAGAAAGCCCACCAGACUCUGAGGGUAUGCCAGAUUCCCCGAUCACCCCUUCCUCCCCUACAAAGCACCCUGGAGGCUCUCGGUUCUCCUUUAAAUUUUCAACAAAGGGAAGCCCCAAGCAUGAGAGAAGACAUUUCAGUGCUGAGGCUGCAUCAAUACCAGACAUUCAGUCAAGCAUAUCAGAGGAGGCCAGGGAGGUGUACAACUCCCUGGUGGAACGGCCAGGGCUUGACCCUGACUCCCUAGGGUGCCGGGUGGAGCCUGAUUCACCCCCUCCUAGUGAUCCAGAGCCAGCUGAGCACAAUCCCCUCAGAAUGCUUCGGGCAGGUGUUACUGUGCGGCCAAAGAUCAGGGGAAACAAGCACAACCUUGGUGGAGGCUCAGGGUUCAGCACCAUCGAGCGAAGCCAUGGCAUGCGGGGGGGUGGGUUGAGAGGAGAGGGCCACACCACAACCACCACCCCCACAUCUGCUGACCUUUCCACACACCAAACACUACCCAAGGGCUUCAAGCACAGUAAGGUCCCACCACCUGUCAAGCCCAAGCCAUCACCACUCAUAAUUCCCAACUCAGCUCACCGCACCAGCAGCAGUGAUGCAGACACAGGGACCAGUCCUGAUGGCAGCAACUUUGAUAGUAGCCACGAUGCCAUAAACCUACUUCCUUUGCCUCCCCGAGACCGCACACGGCCCACUGCAAGCCUCACCAAGCCCAGACACCAACGCAAACACCCACUCAUCAUUCCCGGUGGUGUGACGAACUCACUCCUUCGGGGAGGUGGCCAUGUCUCGGCUCUUACUUCAGGAGAUAAACAGGAUGCCCCUACCGGCCGCCUGGUAAUCCAGCACACUCACAACCCACAGCUGGAGUCCCACAGUGCCCCUGAUGAUGUUUCCACUACAUUGCAAACUUCUGAGAGUCUAGAAGGAGAGGAGGCAAGCGGAACACUGGGUUCAAGACUUCCGCCUGCCAAACCACCCAGGCUGUUCACAAGCCCCAGCUCUCUGAAUGACAGCUUUGAAAGUCAAGUGGCAAGUGAAAUGGAUGCGCUUGAUGACAUACAAGAGGAAGAGCUGAGUGUAUCUCCUCCUGGACCCCAUCCUCCAGCCUACCCCACCAGCAGUGCCCCAGAGCCUCACACCCCAUCCCCUGAUCCCCUCCUGCCUUCUAAUGGUUUUCGAGAGAGGCUAGGGGGUGGGGGGAGUGGCGGUAGUUCCCUCUACCAGUAUGGGGAUCACGUAUCAUGUGAGGAUCUACUUGAUUUUGCAAUGGACCGACCCAACUCCCGGCGCACCCAGGGACCGGCGCGGGGGACUCAGUCUGACGAGGUGCACAUCAUGCAGAAGGUGCUCAAAAAUGAGCAUGUGUCACCGGAGGAGUGCGUUGUGGCUCUCAAUGAGUGUGAGUGGGAUGUGCAUCGUGCCCUGAAGCUGACCAGGCUACAGCUUCUCAUCCCGGCUCACCGCGUGCCCCUAGAGGCAGCCCGCAGCACCCUUGCCUCCUUCUCCUGGGAUGUGGGGAAAGCUGCCUCAUACAUAGUGGCCACACAAGGCAUCAGUGAGGAUACAGCACAAGUCUGAGCCAUUUUAACAUUACUGCCUCAUUUACCAAUUCAGCAAGGGGAGGCAAGGCCACAUGAAGCACCACUAACUACCCUUUGAUACCAAUAGCAUAUCAGUAUGGGGGAGACCCACUGUCCACUUUCCAUAACUGAUACUUUCCUCUAUUCAUCCAUCCAGAACUUAUCCCAGACAAAGGAUGUAGUCAACCCAUCAGAGGCUCCAUCUGUGGCUUUGGGAUCAAGGAAGCCACCUCCUCCUUCCCUACAGAAAAUUAUCACCGUUCUUGACAUUUUUAAUAACUUGCUCAUUUCUGAUAUGUGCCUUGUCAUGUCACCCCAUAAUUAUUUUAUUUCACAAUAAUUUUACUCAUAAAGGAAAGCAGUCAUGGGUUAACAGAGCAGAAAAUGCCUGUUGGUGCCUCUCCCCUAUUCCCCCAACACUGCCCCCUCCUUUAUACUAGUUUAGAGCAUAAUAAAGGCAUAGCAGCUUAAAGGAGGUUUAAGGGGACCUAUCAGAGGAAGGAAAUAAGAGAGCUGAGAAGAGGAAAUGAUAACAGUUUUGCCUAAGAUAUAACAAACAGGCUUGGCAGACUUGGCUAAUGUAAAACAACCACACAGGUGGAUCUCAAGUCCCAGGUAUACUUUAGAGGAAUGGCUGGAAGUAAGACACCAGCAUCCCAGCAGUAUUUUUCAGGAUUUUUUAUUAUCAUUGACACCCUAAUUAAGAGGAAAAAAUUAACUCAGGCACAGGGAGAGGCAAAACUCUGAACUCUUUGGCAUUUGUCCUGUAAGGACAACCCUGAAAGUGGUUUAUAGUAUUUCAUCUGAUAAGAGUUUGGUUCUGUAACAGGCAGAGAAGAAAAUUACCCGAGUGAGCUGAAAUGGACAAGAAAUUAAACAAGAUGUGACUGGAAUGUACAGAAAAUUGGAAUAUGUGAGUGGAGUGUACAGAAAAUUUACUAUAAGUGAUUAUAAUGUACAUAAAAAGUUGAGUUUGCAGGACAUAAUCUCAGUGAGUGACUGAACAAUGCCAGAUGACUCAUGAAUGUACAGGAUAUUGGUACUUUGAUGUUUCUGUUUGACUUGGAAGACAAAAUAUACAGAAGCCAGACCAGAAGAAAAAAAGAACAUCAUGAUAUGUGCAGGAAUGUGUGUGUGUGCAUGCAUGCAUGCAUAACUGCGUGUGUGUGUGUGUGUGUGUGUGUACUUAUGUGUUUGUAAGUGUAUGUAUGAGAAUGGAACCACAUACAAGAAUAUCUAAGAAAUACCCAGAAUGCAUUUUUGUUUUCAUAAAUUGUUCAGGACCACUCCCUUGAGAGGUUGCUUAUUAUACUGUAUCUCCUGUCACUACCACCACUGAUGCAAGUCAGUGAUAGCAGAGUUGUGUCAGUGAGAACUCUUCAUUACAUCUUUACAUUCUUCAAGUUUUUCUAAUUUAUAAUAAUUUUGGCUGUUCAACAGAAUAAGUGGUAUCAAUUAAGCAAUCUUCUUUCAUCUAGAUUAUUUUUAUCAACUAGAUCUUCACUUUCCUGGAACUGAAUUACCUUAUUAAACAAGCCAUACAAACCUUUCCUCUGUGAUGGUGAGUUCACUAGAUGAGUUGCUGAGUGACAUGUCCUGACCCAUUCUACCACAUAUAUGAAAUAUGAUGGUUAGGAUGUACUUACAGUCAAUAGUGCAACCAGUGACCAGGAGCUUUGUAUGAUUGGAAGAAACUUUUCAGAAUAGAAUGAACUGGAGCUUUGGUGAAAUUGCUGUCAGUAAUGAUUAAUAAUGUCACUUUUCAUGUACUAUUUUGAAAAUUCAGUAUCUCAUAUGCUAGACUUUUGGUUUCUCCAUAACAGCAGAAAAAAGUCAAAUGUCUGAACUAUUAUUAUCUGAGGAAUAUACAUGCAUUACAAAUUAGUUUCAACAUUGUGCAGUCAUGGAAUAACAAGAAAUUUUCAUCAUUGAUGUAAUUAUAUAAUUGCUCAGUCAUUGUACCAACCUAUUUUACUUGUUUAUAUAUAUUUUUGAGAUAUUUUUUAAAGGUGUCAUAUAUUAGUUGUUUUUGUUUCAGUUCGGUCAGUAUAAUCUUUUGAUUGGCAGUGGACUGAAGACUCUUAAGUCUUCCUUGGUUAUGUUCAAGGAGAUGCAAUCAUAUAGCAAAAAUUCUAUGGAAAAAUAGGUGCAAGAAAAAACACUCUAUAACUUCAACUUCCUUUAGCUGAGUUACAUCCCUUUUAGGUAUCUCACAAGAUGUUCUUAAUCUCCAUUUCACAAAAUGUAAAUAAUUUGUGGUCUCCAGAUAAUGUAUUCUGCAUAUACAGAAAAUAUUUUGUAUUAGUACAGUUUACCUGUAACUUAAUCCGAAACAAUGCACACUAGGCAGUGCAGGCCGAUGAAAGAGGAGCACACCCUUGGCCUUGGUACUGGUGCCAAUGUCAUUUCAUCCUUAUGCCUUGCAUGGGUGACCACAAGUUGAAACAACUGUUUAAAAUGGUGCAACAAUAUCUCUGCUUUGAAUCUUCCUGCAAUAUUUAAAGUUGUGUUGAUAAGUGCCUUUUUAUAAAUCUUAGAUGGGCACUGGGGACCACUUGCACACCCAUAGGAUGCACCACAGAUGUAAAACAGAGAAUAUGUGUCCCUGAAAUCCAUAACCAAGAGAAUGGUCAUUGAGGUCAAAUGCAUGUGUAAUCCUUCUCCUGUCUACUUAAUCCUGUUCUCUUUCAGCCUGCCAGGAAAGCCUCAUCAGAUGAUCUAGAGAAGAUAAACAUGGAUUUGAUGGGAUGAGGUUUUGAUUUAUCAGUUAAGCCUAAUAUGUAUGAUACCCUUAAAUGUACCAUCUGCCUCUGUAGCAAAGGUGGGCAUUCCACAGUUUAAGUCCACUAAUCGCUAAUAGUGGACUAACAAAAAAUUUGGGAAAUAGCGUUAGUGGAAAAUUAGAAAAAUUAGUGGGGUUGCAGUUCACUUAAUGCCAAAAUUAUAGUCUGCUAACAAAUUCUCAAUCGCCAAGAAUGAACUUUCCAGGUAAUUCAAGAAUAUUCUUGAAAGUGUGGAGAAACUUCUAGAUUAGGGUGGGCAGACGUCCCGGAUUUUAAUGGUUCGUCCCGGAAAUAAAAUUGUCCCGGAUUUCAUGCACUGUCCCGGAAAAUGACUGUAAUGAGGAUUUUGUAUUUUGCUGGUUUAAAACUUAUAUUAUAUAUGAAAAUAUAUAAAUUGUAAGGUAAUUUUAUUGGAAAUUAUGUUUUUAACUACCAAUAAAGGGUUAACGGACUGUUGCGGACUUCAUUAAUGGACUAAAAAAAAUUAUUAGCAUUAGCGGAUUUGCGAUAGUAGACCGGCGAAGCUGGAAAAUUUGCGGAUUAGCGAUUAGCGGAAUGCCCAACAAAAUUAGUGGAAUUGCGAAUUGUGGACUAACAAAAAAUUAGCGGGUGCCCACCUCUGCUCUGUAGUAUCACAUCCACAGAGUAAGAGUGAUGCCUUGUUUUGCUUGGCCACUUUAUUGGUUUACAGGAAAAAUUGUACCUCUUCCUGACAUGCAACUUCACGGCAUCUAUUUUCGUACUUUUGUAUUUUUAUAUGAAACAUGCCUAUUUAAGUGCGAGUCCAUUUCACUGCUCAAAAUCCUCAAAGGCCUUGAGGUGUGUAUGUGAAUGUUCGUGUGUGUGUGUUUGUGUGUGUGUGCGUGUGUGUUGCCACAGACCUACAGUAAUUUCAGAGUGGAGGAAAGAGUUGGGUUUGUGAAGUGCUCGAGUCCCCAGUAGUUAACCUGUGCAAUGUCGGUGGUAAGCUUUCCUUGACUAACCAUGUACGUAAAUAAACUGUUAUAUAUAAAUAUCA